Molecule: messenger RNA, 1278 nt
Organism: Olea europaea var. sylvestris
Lineage: Eukaryota; Viridiplantae; Streptophyta; Magnoliopsida; Lamiales; Oleaceae
Product: protein FAR1-RELATED SEQUENCE 5-like
Exons: 4
Coding region: 1-1278 (425 amino acids)
Biological process (GO): regulation of DNA-templated transcription
Molecular function (GO): zinc ion binding
Source: RefSeq, a predicted model, not a curated record
AUGCAAGCACGUUCAUCUGGGUUUUAUUUCUCUAUGGAUUUGGACGACGAGUCACGGCUUAAGAAUCUUUUCUGGGCCGAUAAUAGAUCUAGGCAAGCAUAUAAGGAAUUUGGUGACGUAGUGACAUUCGAUACCACUUACCUAACUAAUAAAUAUGACAUGCCUUUUGCUCCUUUUGUUGGAGUAAAUCAUCACGGACAGUUGAUACUGCUUGGAUGUGGGUUGUUGUCAAAUGAGGAUACAGAUACAUUUGUUUGGCUGUUCAAAACAUGGAUGUUGUUCAUGCACGGUAAAGCUCCUAACGGAAUUAUUACCUAUCAAGACAGGGCAAUACAGAAUGCAAUUAAAAUUGUGUUUCCAAAUACAAGGCAUAGAUGGUGUCUGUGGCAUAUAUUGAAGAAGUUGCUCAAAAAAUUUGGAUACCACGUGGAUAAGAGCUCCAUUUUUUCGUGCAUACAUAGAGUAGUGUAUGACUCACAGUAUGUUGAAGAGUUUGAAAGAGGUUGGGAAUUGAUGAUUGAUACGUAUAACUUGUACGACAAUGAAUGGUUGUCCGGUUUGUAUGAGAACAUGGGUCGAUGGGUGCCAUGUUAUUUGAAAACAUAUUUUUGGGCGGGGAUGUCAACUACCCAGCGCAGUGAGAGUUACGAACGAGCACUGCGAAAUAAGGUUGAGAAGGAGUUUCAUGCAGAUUUCAAGUCGUUUUCGCAGAUGGUGCCAUGUGCAACGCUAUAUGAAAUGGAAAAGCAAGUUCAGGCAUUGUAUACCAUAUCCAAAUUUCGAGAGUUUCAAGAUGAGAUAACUGGGAAGGUCUACUGCGAUGUCAUAUUUACGUCUGACAGGUGUUCGGAGAGGAUAUAUGAGGUCGAGGAGGAUGUCAUAUAUGAAGACAAAGUGAGGAAGAAAAAAUUCACCGUUUGGUUUCGUGCAGAGAUGUGCGAUAUUGUUUGCAGUUGUCAUCUGUUUGAGUUUCGAGGAAUUCUGUGUAGGCAUGCCAUUUCAGUGUUAAUGCGUAACGCCGUCACAUGCCGGACCGGCAUAGCCACAAAUAAUGAAGACCGAUGUUGUGAGAUAGUAGAAUGGAUUCGGUCACAGUCCAAGCAGAUAAUGUCUACCACACAGAUUUCUCAGACGAAUAGCGUUUCUCUGCCCAGUUUGCAUGUAGCAUCGCAGUGCACAGCGUCACAAGACACGGGCAAUGGCAAUAUACAAGAUCCUAAAUGCACAAAACGGAAGGGUGUGCCAAGGAAGCUUCGUAAGAAAAGCCCACUGGAGUAG